AUGGCCGACGACGAACACGGUGGCUCACCGGCCAUCUCCGCUGGCGACGCGGGUGUCGAUGCCGCGCAAAAAGACGGAUCUUUGAGCGAGGCGCGCAGCGGCGACUCGCCGCUGGAAUCGCCCAGUAGCCCUCGCAGUUUCGUAUCAUACACUCGCCCGCAGAUACUCGCACUCUACAACUCGCCUCUCGUGAAGCCUCUGGACCACAUGCCGCCCAUGAGAGACUGGUUCGGAGAGUGGCCCGAACAAAACAACAAAUCUUACGGAGGCGACACUCUCACUCUCAACGCAGUUCCGCGUGACCGACGUUUCCGCCGCGACCAAGAUGACAGCGAACCUACACCCCGGGCAACAUUUCGCUCCGGCGCUCUAUCCCAACCUUCACAGAUGGGCAACUUCAAGCAUCAAUCUACUCGAACUAGCGAUCGAGACCGUGACCGCGACCGCGACCGAGAUCGCGACGGCGACAAGGAGAGAGAACGUGACAUACGCGACCGCGAAGGGCAAGAGCGUCUACGCAGCCUUUCAGACAAGUACGAUCGUGAUCGGCUUGGGUCGUCUACUACAAACGGUCUGCGCGGCAAGGACAGAGAAACUGCGCCGCAUCUUAGCGUCGGCUCGAGCCGAUUAGCUACAGGGACUAGCCUCACGGGCAGGCGUGGAGAAGGACGCGAACGGGGUGAGGGACGUGGCGAGCGUGAGCGUGAGGGCGGCACGAGGAGGAAAGCGGGCGAGUCGAUUGAUGAUUGGCGCCGUGGGCGCGAUGAACGUCCUGAACCCUCACGAAGGGAUAGUUCGCGGCACCGCGACUCGUCUCGUACACGCCGUGAACCUUCAACGUCUCGGAGAGAUCGUAAUCGCGACCGUGACGACCGCGACCGGGACGACUAUCGCCGGAGGGACCGUGGUGACCGUGAUCGCGAAGAGAACGACGAUCCGCGGCGCUGGCGUGAUGAUGGCAAGCGGGACGAACGUCUCGCAGCCCGCCGUGAACGCGACCGGGAGGCACGGGACCGCGGUGACCGCGGAGAAAGAGGCGACCGCGGAGAAAGAGGGACGCGUGAUCGUGAGCGCCGUGAGCGUAAUGGGGACGCCUGGGACACCGACCGUCGGGAUCGUGAUCGUGGAGAGCGCAAUGACCGGUGGACCACCGAGGAGCGUGAGGAUCGAGGCAAACGCUCGAACGGACGUGACAGGCGGGGCGAUGACGACAAAGAGGAACGUAGGGAUCGUGAGAAGGAGAAGGAACCGGCAUGGAUGGACACAUAUAUUCCGCCAUCCGCUAGCGGCACCGGCAUCUUGGGCGGGAAGGCGCCGGAUGGGGGUCUUGACGGUAUCCAAGCUUGGAAGAAAGGCAUGAAGGAGAAGGAGGAGAAGGAAAAGGCAGCAGAGUUGGCUGAGGUAUCUCGUGCGCAGGAGACAAUCAAAUCUAAGGAAGGCACGAAGUCUGCGGCAGGAGGAUUGGAUGAGAUCCAGAUGUUCAAGCAGAUGAUGAAGCGCGAGGAAGAGAAGAAGAAAGAAUCAGGAUCUUCGCCCAACCUUGACUCCCCAGUCGCAGAUGCUGGUCCUCCUCCCGGACUGGGUGGCCCUAAGGGCUCUACCUCUAUCUCGCUUGCGACGCUCAUGGGUAGUGCUGCUGUCGAGCCAUCAUCGGCUACAACAGCCGGGACAGCCCCUCAGCCCCUUACCGCGUCGACUUCGACGGCUUCUGACAUCCCUCCGUCCUCGCAAGAUGCUCUGCGCCCCGCAGGCUCUCGUUUCUUCCCUGCUCCUCCCUCAGCUACUAUACCCUCUGCGAUUGAUCAACCACAGCCGAUCGCCCACGAAUCUGCUCCCGACAAUAACCUGAUGUCUCCUACACAACCGUACAACCCGCCCUCUGGCCCUCGCUUACUGUCAUUGGGUGCCCGCCCCUCGUCAUCCAAUCUCAUGCCAAGUCUGCCCAAGACGCCAUCUGGUCUUGAACCUCCACCCUCGACCUUUGGUCCCACCUUAAGUCAACUCUCCGAAGCGCCUCCACCUGGUGCUGCAUUCUCUCCAGAAAUACAACAACGCUUGGGGCCUUCUGAGCCGAUGCUCGGUCCACAGCGAGUUGCGCCCGCUGGUGUACGCACCCAGAUCAGCUACCCGUCCUACGAGAACCAACUUCGUCCACCCAUCAGCCUAGAGGAUUCAGCGUACCCGAACGAUGCGGCUCGUAAUCACGCCGCGCUCGAGCGCGCCCAAUUUGGGACACCACCAAUGCAGCAGUAUGCGGAUAUGGGUGGACCCAUCGGUCCGCAUGGCCUACCUCUACGUGGACAAAGCCCCGCCUUUGAUAUCCCGGAGCGAAGCCAGGGCGGUUCGCCAUACCAGUCGAAAGGCAGUCGGUUCGCCAAAUUCUUCGAUGGAGGAAAGCCACGCGAGAUGCAACCUCAACCAAUGGGCAAGUCGCCAGGCGGCAUGGACUAUGGUGGUCAGCUCCCAAACUCCAUGCAACGGCUCGAUAUCGGUGGUGGUGAUGGGUACAUUGGGGGCGGCGGCGGUCUCGGCAAUGCUGCGGAGGGUCGCACGAUGGAGGACCUCUUCCAGAUGUUGCAGAACUCCUCUCAGCGCGGUCCCGGUCCCAUGGCGGCUCCGUCUAUGCAUCAUACCGGAGGCGUCCAGUUCAACCAACAACAGCUUCCCAUGCACCUACACCAAGCCGAGCGUAACCCUCCCCGCAAUCUCGACAUGCUAUAUGACAAUCGUUUGGACGAUCGUAACUUCGUUCCUGACGGCAUGGUCCCCGGUCUUCGCUCAGUACCCCCACCGCGCGGCAGAGACAGCGCGCCCAUCUUCCGUGACCAGGACGACAUGGCCUUCAACGUGCAGCCGCGUCUCCCUCAGCAGCGCGGAAUCGACCCAUCAUAUGGUGUUCCUCCGCCUCAGGCGUAUCCUGGUCAGGCGCGGAAUAUGCCUGGGCAGCCGUACCGCAAUGGCGUGUCUCCCGUUCCCGGACAGAAUGCUCUCCUUGCGCAGCAACAGCAACAGCAACAGCAACGUCUGCCUCCUGGCCUCGCAAACCUAGGUGGGCGUCCGCCGCACGAGCCACAGUUUGUCAACCCCAACUUGCAGGGUCUAGGAGUCGACCCUCGCCAGGCUCAGUAUGGUGGCGCUGCAGGUGCCCUUCCGAUAGGUGCGAAUGGUCUUGCCGGAUUCGCUGGUGCGCCGCAGAUGCGUGGGCCGCCGCCACCCCAACAACUGCCCUUGGGACUUGGCCCCAACGCCCUCGGUGGCGCGGGUUUACCGGGAAAGAUUGACAUCCGUGGGUUGAGCCCGGCGCAACAGGCUCAACUUUUGGGACUUGGUGCAGGUGCUGCCCCUGAGGCUCGUCGUCCGUCUGUCGGGAUGGCGCCGCCUCAAGUGAAUCAGAACGCCUUGCAUACUCAGCAGUAUCUGGCCCGUCAACAGGCGCUUCAGCAGCAGCAGCAACAGCAGCAAGGUCUACCUCAACAUAUGCUUCCACGCAUGCUUCCCCCGCAUAUGCAGGGUGGCGGCGCUGGCGGGCCUAUCGGUCAGCCGGCGCAGGAUCUCAUGGCGCUGCUUAUGCACGGCGCGCCGCGCGACUGA
Messenger RNA from Peniophora sp. CBMAI 1063, 3591 nucleotides. The record is from the annotation of a GenBank genome assembly. Lineage: Eukaryota; Fungi; Basidiomycota; Agaricomycetes; Russulales; Peniophoraceae.